Molecule: messenger RNA, 1449 nt
Organism: Colletotrichum orchidophilum
Lineage: Eukaryota; Fungi; Ascomycota; Sordariomycetes; Glomerellales; Glomerellaceae
Exons: 1
Coding region: 1-1449 (482 amino acids)
Source: RefSeq, a predicted model, not a curated record
AUGACGAGAUCAGCGAGCCUUUGCGCUGCAAUUGAUGCCUGGCGGGCCACUGUCCAAACGCCCGACGAGCCCGGCAAACACGGCGAACAGGCGCUGCCCAGCCGUCCGCGAAAACGACGCCGCAUCCAUCCCAACACUGAGUUGAGGGUUCCAUUGUCACCGCCAUCGUCGCACUCUCCCGGUUUCGUUUCUUCUCUGAUGGAAUCCAGGCCCCUUACAGGAGUCAAACGCAAGCAUGACAACAGUCAGCAGGACAAUGACGGCGACGAAGAGCCAAGCGCAAGCCUUCUUCCUAAUAUACACGACAUCCAUUCCACGCCGCGAGCGUCCCAGCUCAACGACCAACGCAUUGCUCGCGCAUCCACGCCUAGCCUCUCAUCGGCGUCUAGCGUUUCAUCACGGACGUCCUCACCUACGAAACAGUUGAGAAGACUGGCUCUUCAGGCCGACGGCUUUGUCCAUCGCAAGUUUGCGAAGAGCCGCGCUGAAUUGCCCUCCUCGCUCGCCACACUCGUCAACGAGCUGCAGGGAAUCAGAUAUGGGUUUCAACUACUGCCGCAUGGCAUGCGCAUCGAGGUACAUACUUUAAAAUCCAUGACGAGAUUGUCAUCGCCUGCUCCAUUCCCUUCUGCCAUGGACGCUUGUCUUCUACCGAUUGGACCACAGACUGACAGUUCGCCGAUCAAAUGCCAGUUUGCCGACUUCGAUAUACCAGAUCAGGCUUAUCUCCCCGAGGGCAUUCCUGCACCACCCGGCUUCCGGUGCCCACCCCGAGAUCUCGUUGCAUGGCUACUAGACCAGGCCGAAGACUGCGAAAUCAACCUUCACGGCGAACCUAGCUGGAACACGGAGCUCCACCUGCCAAUGAUGGAAUGGGCGCUUCGACCGAACCGCCACCGCGGCCUUGUUGACUACACAUACUGCACUGGCGCCCAGGUGGUUAAAACAUACAGGGCGAAGCAAUCAGCGUCGAACAUGGUUGACUUUUGCAUGGUCAUCCGCCCUCCCGGAGGAAGUGCUGAGGCCAGCCGGAUUGAUGAGGUUCGGGAAAAUCGACCAGAUGUGACCAUCAAUCAUACGGACCACGGAAUUUUGUGCAAAAGCCCCAUCGUCGUAUCGUUCGAGACCAAGCGUCCCGGCGCCGACCUCGAGAAGGCGAUGGUGCAGAUGGGAUCAUGGCACUCGUCACAAUGGCGGAGUUUCCUGCAAGGCCCUACCGACCCGCGGGCAGUCCAGUUUUUGCCUGGCGUCAUUAUCAGCGGCCACAGCUGGUCUUUCGUUGCUAGCGCGAUCCAAGAUGGCAAGUCCGUUCUUUACAGCGACGUCGAGCUCGGCAAGACGUCGACCGAGUUCGGGAUCAUUACUGUGCUUCUUGCCAUGCAGCACCUCGCCCGCUGGGCUGAAAACACAUACUGGCCCGUAUUCAAGUCCGAGAUCCUUCAAAUGUGA